ACUUCAUCGUAGAACACAGCUCUCCUCUUUAGCUCCAUGAUUCGAACCCUGCAGCACCUGGGUGAUCUGAGGAGGGUCACCUUCGGACACAUGCCCCCCAGACAUGGUCUGAGGCUGCUCUACUGGUUCUCCAUCAACUGUGUAAAGUUCUGCUGGGAUGGAAGCAUGCAGCUGCAGUGUGUCCCCGAUGCGGGAGAGUUUGGGUUCCAUCACUACGGCAAUUACGAGAAUCUGUUUCCCAGCUUGAGGCAUCAAGGCUACACAUACUUUGUAGUGGGCAACCUGAACUGUCAGACCCAUCAAGGAUCUCAGGACUUGCCUAAGUACGUGAGGGAAGCCUACAAUGAUUUCAUAGACAGUUUGGAUAGAAACAGGGACCGUAUCAUCAUAAGUCUACAUCGAAUCACAAAGCUGAUAAAGGAUAUCUACAUUACAGAGCACCUGCCUGGUUCUGGAGAUUUCAACCCAUAUGGAACUUACCUCCUAAGCCCUGAGCUCAUCGAGGACAUACAGGAAAUGUCAUUGACAAAAUUCCUCAUCAGUACUGGGUGUACCUAUAACUUCACCAAUGAGUCCUUCAAUGAAUCCAUCAAUGAAUCAAUUAAUAAGUCCAUCAAUGAGUCUAUCAGUGGGACUACUGAAGAGUCCAUUGAUGAGAGCAUAGACAAGUCUGAUAAUGACAGCAGUGACUCUGAAGGACUCGAGUGGCUUGACACACCUAAACCAAAACUGGAGCAUCAGGAAGAAUACCACAAGUCAGGCACCAGCCAAACCCAUCGUACUGAGCAAGUGCUCAGUCAUCUUCCCUUUUCCCACGCUUGUAGGACUGAUCCAAAUUCGAUGCAGCAUCACCUCCCAGUAAAUUCUGAUUCGGAUCUAGAGAUGCAGUUCUCUGUCCAAUCCAGUGACAUACCUGAAGACCUUAAAAAUAAACUCCAUCUGCCCAGCUGUGCUGGUCCACAACUUCUAAUGGGAGAACAACAAAUGGAAAACAGAAGCUGUGUGCACUCUGAGCUCAAGGAACAUCAACUCAGCUGCUGGACUGAUGAAGCAGAUGUGGUGGUGCUCAUUGUCAUCGCUGUCAUGAUUCUGCUGGGCUUGGUGUUUCAUUUCUUGAGCCUCAGUGCAGUAUUGUUCACAGUGUUGUUGCUGGAAGUCACCCCUGAGAGGCCGCCCCAGUCUUGGGAUAGAGGGAGACAAGGUCUUGCCCUGCCAAUGGCCCCAGCGGAUGCAGUCCUGAGAAGAAAAUGCAGACGAAAUAAGCAGAAGUGGAAAAGGAAGUGAGGAAACCUACUGAGAAAGGGACGCUCUCCUGGGAGUUGUACUGUGUGUUGGGUGUGUAUAGAGGAGACUGGCAAUGUUUUAGAUUUACAUUACAUUUAUUCAUU
This is a messenger RNA of Scleropages formosus (Asian bonytongue), 1388 nucleotides long. RefSeq lists its product as uncharacterized. Lineage: Eukaryota; Metazoa; Chordata; Actinopteri; Osteoglossiformes; Osteoglossidae. The transcript has 2 exons. Bases 37 to 1284 code for a protein of 415 amino acids. The record is from RefSeq and is a predicted model, not a curated record.